AGAAAAAAAUCGAGUUCCUUGCCGGAUAUCAGAUGCCAGCCUACGCCAACGGCACCCAAUCCAUCGGGCUCUCCUCCACGCAGCAACAUCGGCCUUGAUAUUGACAAGGCCUGUUCCGCUCCUGCCAGCACCCUUAACGGCAUGGAAUUUCUUUUCCAACUGGCUGCUGGCUUUGCGAACGGAACACAAACCGAGGCUCAUCAGAAUCAUACUACAAACAGCAGCGACCACCCCCCAGCCGCUGAUACAGCCAGCACGAUGUUGGACAAUGUCCAGCCUAGCAGCCAUAGCGGCCCGGGCCAUACGGCCAUGGGCCCUCAGGCUAGUUCGGCGGUUACCCCUUCGGAUACCUCUAGCAUCAAGCAUGAGAUCAAGCCGGUGUGCCCCCAAGAAGCCAACAAGACACUUGGCAGCCCCCACGACACUCAGCUAGUUUCGGCAGCCAUUCUUGCUGCCCCGCUGAAUGUGCCAGAGCAUAAGAGCGACAUGUAUGAAGAGAGGCUCCAAGAGAUGACGGGCCGCUACCGUGCAAAAGUCCAGGAGUUGUCCAAGGCCAAGGCUAAGCUUGACGAAUAUGCUGCCCAGAGGGAGGAGCUUGAGACUGAGCUGGCCAAGGAGAGCAGCUUAAUCGAAGGCAUUAUUGAGGAGGCCAACACAAAGCUGCAUGAGGCCAGACGGGCGUAUGCCGCACUAAAGAAGAAUUCUGACACCGAGUUGGCUAAGAAGAACAACGUGAUCCAUGACCUCAAGAAGGAUGCUAAGGCAAAGAUGGACGAGAAAGAUGGCCUCAUCGCGAAACUACAGCAGGAGGCACUUGCUCACGUGGACCGGCAUCAGCCAGCCUUCGAUAGCACCAUCGUGAGCGCGUUCGACAAGGUCAACCUCAAGAUCAACGCCCUUGUGCGUCGCAAUGCUGCCGCCAGCAGCAAUGUCGGAGUCGGCGGAGAAGUGACUGAGGUCAUUACCCUGGACAAGUUUGCUGAGGCUGUUCUCCUCAAUCAUUGGGGCAGGCUUGCGGUCAAGUCAGAAUGGCACCAUCGGCACGUUGCUAAGGCGUGGAGGUCAGACCCCAGAGUGCGUGCAUUGAUGCUUAGGGCCAUGGUUUGGAACUUCCUCGCACGUGAGCUGUUCGACUUCAAGAAGCCGUUUGCCGCCCUCAAUUCCACGGCUACAAAAGACAUUGGGCGUCAUUACAUGGAGGUAUUCCUUGAUCCCAUCACAUCAGACGAGAACGCAAAAUGGCGAGCCCUCACAGCCAAGAUCCUGACCGAGUUCGAAGCGGGGUACCCUGAGCUUCGAAAGGCCUUACUCGAGCGUCUCCAGGACCGAUUUGUCGACCUUAUCUACAAUGAGAUCGCGAUAAGGAUCGACGCGCGGCCACCGCUGACACGUGAUUUUGUUCACCAGCACGUGAAGGCAGGCAUGGCGCGAGACCUCGAGCCGGUCCUGCAAGCGGCUAUUGAGCUGGCCACUCUCACCAGCAAGGAGCGAGCUUGGUAUCAGCUGUACUUUCCCAACCUUCGAAAUGAAAAGUAUCACAAAGGUGCCGAGCACCCCUUCAUGACUACCGAUCCGACGUCACUUGCGAUCAACGUCCGCAUGGCCGAUUACGAUGACGACGAGGAGGGAUCCGUCUGCCUUUUGGCGUCGCCAGUUCUCUUGAAGUGGGGAAAUGGAGCCGGUGAGGGCUUGAACCAGUAUAUGGUGCUGCGCAAGGCCUUUGUAUGGCGAUCGGAGGAGGUCCAAGUCUAG
This is a messenger RNA of Gaeumannomyces tritici R3-111a-1, 1752 nucleotides long. RefSeq lists its product as hypothetical. The transcript has 2 exons. Lineage: Eukaryota; Fungi; Ascomycota; Sordariomycetes; Magnaporthales; Magnaporthaceae. The record is from RefSeq and is a predicted model, not a curated record. Bases 142 to 1752 code for a protein of 536 amino acids.